UCCACCUCAGCCUCGAAGUCUUACGAUGCAUCCAGCCGGCGUCGCUACGUCGCUGCUGGCCAUACUGGCUGCAAAUGGCACGGCAGUACUCGACUGCGUGUGUACCCACGUCCAGCGCCGCUACGAUCACUACGGCUACGUUGGACAACUAAUAUACGGAACCUACUGUCGAGAGUUCAGACAGUUUGACGUUUCUCUAAAGUGCGAGACCCUCCAGCAGCCGUCCAUCGCGGUGAAAGCUUUGCUGCGUGUUUUACCAAGCUGGACGUUGGGACAGCAACGUCUCGGCUUCGGGGAGUGCGUCGAUGCACUGGCGGCGAUUCGCGGACUUACCAACGACACGGCAGAGCCACAGUUCAGCAGAGACCUCUGGUGCUUCAUCGCUGACGACUGUAUUGAUUCCUGUUCUGUGCCGGGAUUGAACGGCACGGAUUGGAACGUGGAAACCCUGGGAACUGAUCACCUGAGGGAGCCCGUCCUCUCCCAGUUGCUGCACGCUGUUCGGCGCAUCACGAAAGCCAUAAAAACCAGGAGACGGUGUGCCGAGGGGCAUCAGUGGAAUUUUCUUCACCAGUACGUGAACAAAACUGAAUUCCAGGCCGAGGUGCCACUCUACCUGGAACACCUGUCCAGCUACACUCGAGACGCCGUGCAGUUGCUCUCACUGGGUGUGACGCGUCUAUCACAACUGUUCAUACCACUGGCAUUCAAACUCAUGGAUAAACAGACUAAUGACCACCAGCUCCAAGGGUGGAUUAAUAACAUGGAACAUCUGAGAGACAUGCUGGACACACAAUUAUGGGGCUGGGUACAGGAUAUGGAACAUAUCAGCGAGCAGAUGGCGAACUACAAGGUGGAAGAGGACGUGGACAAGCCUGGGAUGUAUAUAAUAAGGCUUCCGCUGUUGAAUGAUCGCCUGCUGUUCUAUCACGGGAAAUACCUCUCCUUCCGUGACGAAUUUACUGCACAAUGCAAGGAGCAGCAGCCAGAGGCAUCAGUAAUGUUCGGUCUCGCCGACGCGCUGUACGGCUUCUAUCGUCGAUUCUGGUUCGACGAACUACAGAGAUUUCUCCCAUAUUAUGAACAUCCCUUCAGCCUGAACUACCCACAACGGCAUUACGCGCGUCAUAUCGACAUUAUAGGUGAAGAGUGGCAGCUGGAAGACAAAAGCAACGCUACCAUCUCUGUGGACGCUGGCUGCCUGGAGCUGUUGGUGAACGCUGUGGACCACCCCACGUGUCCACUGGAAGACCUGCCACCGGAAACUAUUGAUCAGCGCGAGCAGUGCCGCGUGCAGCUGUGGAACGACCUGGUUCAGGGGUCGACCUACGUACCUGAGACCAACCGCCGCAGGGCGAACGUCAGCCUCUGCCUCUUGGCCUGGAUGACAGCCAAGUCGUCCGGCAUUUGUCAGCACGUCCCUUUUAGUAUGAUUCUGUCCGUGCAUGACGCUCGCUGCGUUUUCGAUAGUCCUAACGACCCAUCUUGUCCGAAAUCGAACACUACAGAUGCCAUAUGCUCUGUUUCCAGAGCUAUUCUGUUGCUGAAGUGUCGUGAUUCCUCUUCACACACGUCUUUCGCGGUAUGUGGCGCGUCCAUGGACCACCGUGGGUGGUACUCACCAACGAGGGGAAAAGACUGGGAAAGGAACAUGCAGCCAAAAGAAAUUUUACUGAGUUACAAACACGAUGUAAACAAUGGCACCUUGAAAUAAAAGGAUUUUGAAAUAAA
Schistocerca gregaria is the source of this 1731-nucleotide messenger RNA. RefSeq lists its product as uncharacterized. The transcript is spliced from 7 exons. The record is from RefSeq and is a predicted model, not a curated record. NCBI's taxonomy places the organism in Eukaryota, Metazoa, Arthropoda, Insecta, Orthoptera, Acrididae. Bases 26 to 1714 code for a protein of 562 amino acids.